Molecule: messenger RNA, 1751 nt
Organism: Morus notabilis
Lineage: Eukaryota; Viridiplantae; Streptophyta; Magnoliopsida; Rosales; Moraceae
Product: aspartate carbamoyltransferase, chloroplastic
Exons: 7
Coding region: 308-1513 (401 amino acids)
Biological process (GO): 'de novo' pyrimidine nucleobase biosynthetic process; amino acid metabolic process
Molecular function (GO): aspartate carbamoyltransferase activity; amino acid binding
Source: RefSeq, a predicted model, not a curated record
CAAACAGAAAAGAGAAAAGACACUCCGACAUAACUCAACGAAGUUCAUAUUUGUCACGAGAAUAUAGAAGAGGUGUUUGGGGAAGAAGAAAAUGAAGGAAUUUUCGAGCGAACAAUAGAUUCGGAAACUGGACAUAACAAAACCAUAAUCUCAUUCACUUUUUCCUCUCUUGAUUCUAAAAUCACCCAGUUUAGGGACUUGGAUUUGCUUGUUUCGAAAUCAACCAGUUUAGCAAUUUUGAAAAUUUGAAGGGACUUGAAAGUGCUUGAUAAAAAGGAGUUAAUUUGAUCGAGCCAAUCUUACGAAUAUGGCAAUGGCUGCUUCUUCUUUGUUUACAUGCUCAUUCCGAGAGGGAAUGUGCUCUCCAGAAACAAAGACAUCCUACAAGAAUCUCAUGUGCAAUUAUGUAAAUCUUACACGCAAACAAUUGGGUUGUUACGGGUCAAUGUAUCUCAGACAUCCAAGAUUCUUACACGAUGAGGAAUCGAUGAAAUUGGAACAACCAGGGAGAGACUCAAAAAGGAAUGGAAUUCUCUGCCGGGCAGUGAAAACGGAUAAUCCACCUUUUACAGUGGGGAAGAAGUUUGAACUUGAUGAUGUGAUUGAAGCUCAACAGUUUGAUAGAGAUAUUCUUAAUGCUAUUUUCGAAGUUGCACAAGAUAUGGAGAAGAUUAAAAAGAAUUCAUCAGGAAGCCAAAUUCUGAAAGGUUAUCUGAUGGCUACCCUCUUUUAUGAACCCUCUACUAGGACAAGGCUUUCCUUCGAGUCUGCCAUGAAACGGUUAGGUGGGGAAGUCUUAACAACUGAAAAUGCGCGGGAAUUUUCCUCGGCAGCUAAAGGAGAAACGCUUGAAGAUACUAUAAGAACCGUUGAGGGUUACUCGGACAUAAUUGUUAUGCGGCACUUUGAGAGUGGAGCUGCUAAAAAAGCUGCAGCCACUGCUGGUAUUCCUGUCAUCAAUGCUGGAGAUGGUCCUGGGCAACAUCCAACUCAAGCUCUUUUAGAUGUUUAUACCAUUGAAAGAGAGAUAGGAAAAUUGGAUGGCAUCAAAGUUGGGCUUGUAGGGGAUCUUGCUAAUGGCAGGACAGUGCGCUCCCUUGCUUACUUACUUGCCAAGUAUAAAGACGUGAAGAUCUACUUCGUCUCUCCUGAAGUGGUGAAUAUGAAGGAUGACAUAAAAGAUUAUUUGACAUCCAUGGGGAUUGAGUGGGAAGAAAGUGCAGAUUUAAUCGAUGUGGCUAACAAGUGUGAUGUUGUCUAUCAAACUCGCAUCCAACGCGAACGGUUUGGAGAAAGAAUCGAUCUUUAUGAAGAAGCUCGAGGCAAGUACAUUGUGGAUCGUCGCAUACUGGAGGUGAUGCCAAAGCAUGCUGUCGUCAUGCACCCUCUACCGAGGCUUGAUGAAAUAACUGUUGAUGUCGAUGUGGAUCCGAGAGCGGCCUAUUUUAGACAAGCAAAGAACGGCCUCUAUAUCAGAAUGGCUCUUUUGAAACUCCUCCUCCUUGGAUGGUGAGGCAUGCAAUGCUCUUUACCUCUAACAUUUGAUAUUUGAGCUGGGCUUGAUCUGAUUGUUUGAGCUUGUUCUGAUUGCGAAAACUGCGAGAAUUGGUGAUUUAGAAGGAUCCUUAAUUAUCAAUAAUUUUUGUUUGUAAUUCUUCCGUAAACAGAAUGCUGGCAUGAAAGAACACUUACUUAAACGAAAAAAAUUCUUACCAUUACCGAAUGAAAUUAUGGCAUGAAAAUUUUCAACA